This is a messenger RNA of Triticum aestivum (bread wheat), 664 nucleotides long. RefSeq lists its product as uncharacterized. Lineage: Eukaryota; Viridiplantae; Streptophyta; Magnoliopsida; Poales; Poaceae. The record is from RefSeq and is a predicted model, not a curated record.
CUUUCCAAAUCAACCCUCGCCUUGGAGGAGGAACACUGUCCGCCUCUAAUCCAGCAGAGGGACCAGGUGUACCUCGAGCUUUCGAAAUCCUUGAAGGAGAAACACCGUGCAGAGCUAGUUGAGCAGAAGAAGGAGGAGCUGUACGAACUCCUCGCCAACGCCCACGCUAAUUCCGCGGCCUCCUCGCUGGACAAGAAUCUGCUCAAGGAUCUCUCUACACAAAUCAAGCCUAGACUAGAGGACCCCCAAUGGUGCAAGAUAACUAGAAACAAGAAGGUGACUGAUUUGGCUGCGUCGGUGGUUAUUCUUGCUACUUCUGCUCUCACUUACUGUGCCUUGACAGCUGGUCCUGAAAUAGUAAAGUAUGAUGGACAUCUUGUUACUGUUCAGAGUCUGCCCAUUCUACAAGGACAUGAGCCUGCUGCUACUGCUAAGGGAGUUCACAAGCAAGAUGUGCAGAAGUGAAGGAGUUGAAGAAGAGAUGCAUCUUGUUUUGACGGAGAAGAAACAGAUAUCAGUUCUUUUCCAGCACCAUGUUAUGUAUGUCUCUUGAAAUGACUGUAUAUGGUCUGCCACCUAUAUAUGUCUUGUCUAUGAUCUGCCACCUAUAUAUGACUAUGAUCUGCCACCUUUAUAUAUGAUAUGACUUCGUAGUGUUACUAGA